UGACCUGGGGUCUGACACUGCUAAUUAGAGCACACAGCUGCACUGCUGCCAUUUAAUGCGUGACAUGUAGAAAGGAAAGUCAGUGAAUCACCUCGGGUAUCAGACACUGCAUUCACUUUCUCGGGCUUGAAAUAGGAAAUCACUGUUGGGGAAAAUGGUUUCUCAGUUGGAAAAUGCAAUGGACAGCCUUAUCAAAGUGUUCCACACAUAUUCCUCCAAGGAAGGGGACAAAUACAAGCUGAGUAAAGCUGAGAUGAAGAGUCUUCUACAAGGAGAACUAAGUGACUUCUUAGCUGCUAGUAAAGAUCCACUGGUUGUGGAGAAGAUAAUGUCUGAUCUGGAUGAGAAUCGAGAUGGGGAAGUGGACUUUCAGGAAUUUGUAGUUCUGGUGGCAGCACUUACUGUGGCUUGUAAUGAUUUUUUCAUUGAGUCUAUGAAGGACUGAUGCCUGUUUAGGUUAUCUGGACUUUGUCUUCUACUUUAAUAAAAUGCAUUGCAGUGA
This is a messenger RNA of Silurus meridionalis, 502 nucleotides long. RefSeq names its product protein S100-A1. Bases 155 to 445 code for a protein of 96 amino acids. Lineage: Eukaryota; Metazoa; Chordata; Actinopteri; Siluriformes; Siluridae. Gene Ontology annotation, molecular function: calcium ion binding. The record is from RefSeq and is a predicted model, not a curated record. The transcript is spliced from 4 exons.